AUGGUUGUCGAUAACGCAGGACAUGAGCAAGUGCUGCAGGCUCAAGACCAACCGCGGCCCAACUUCCAUCCAGGGCCGCCGUCCACGCCAUCAUCUCAGGAUACUCUGCGUCAGUCAUCUCUUCAAGAGCAUAAUAGAUUGGCUCUGAGUCACAAAGUGGGAGGGCCAUUGCCAAGCCGAUUAGCAACCCCUGUUGCUCCAUCUUCUGAUGGCACUUCCGAGACUUCAUCGCGUGCUGAUCUAUACGCUAUAGUAAGCCAGGUCGGUGAGGGCACUUUUGGCAAAGUGUACAAGGCGCGCAACACGAUAACUGGGGUACAUGUCGCCUUAAAGAGGAUCCGGAUGGAACAGGAGCGAGACGGAUUCCCGGUCACUGCUAUGCGUGAAAUCAAGCUCCUUCAGUCCCUUCGUCACCAGAAUGUCGUGAAGCUGUAUGAAAUGAUGGUGUCUCAUGGUUCUGUAUACAUGGUCUUCGAGUACAUGGAUCACGACUUGACGGGUGUAUUAACGCAACAGCAGUUUGCCUUUUCUGAUGCAAAUCUCAAAUCCCUUUGUCAACAAAUGCUGGCUGGACUGGCUUACUUGCAUCAUAAAGGCGUUAUCCACAGGGACAUCAAAGGCUCGAACAUUCUCUUGAACAACCGAGGCGAGUUGAAACUGGCCGACUUUGGACUUGCUCGUUUCUACCAGAAGCGGCGCCGUAGCGAUUACACCAACAGGGUCAUUACUCUGUGGUACCGGCCUCCCGAACUCCUGCUUGGCACUACUGUUUAUGGCCCUGAGGUCGACAUGUGGAGCGCAGGGUGUAUCAUGCUGGAGCUGUACACGAAGAAGCCCGUAUUUCAGGGUAACGACGACAUCUCCCAGCUGGACUCCAUCUACAAGGUCUUUGGUACGCCGACCCCAGAGCGAUGGCCCGGCGUGGCGGAUAUGCCGUGGUACGAGCUGGUCAAGCCGAAGGAGGUAAUCGAGGACCAUUUCCGCGUGCUAUUCAAGAAAUGGCUGUCUCAUGCUGCGUUGGAUCUUGCGGAGCAAUUACUCAAUUACGAUCCCUCGAAACGUAUAACAGCCGCUCAAGCUCUUGAAGCACCAUAUUUCACGCAAGAAGAACCGGCUCCUGCACUACCUGUCGGAUUGUCCACCUUGGAGGGUGAGUGGCACGAGCUGGAAGCCAAGCGGGAGCGGGAGAGGGUGAAGAAGCGGAGGAGAACCGAAGGCGAAGUGUUCCAGUGA
This is a messenger RNA of Gloeophyllum trabeum ATCC 11539, 1233 nucleotides long. Its product is annotated as Pkinase-domain-containing protein. Gene Ontology annotation, cellular component: cyclin/CDK positive transcription elongation factor complex; nucleus. The record is from RefSeq and is a predicted model, not a curated record. The transcript is spliced from 4 exons. Bases 1 to 1233 code for a protein of 410 amino acids. NCBI's taxonomy places the organism in Eukaryota, Fungi, Basidiomycota, Agaricomycetes, Gloeophyllales, Gloeophyllaceae. Gene Ontology annotation, molecular function: ATP binding; cyclin binding; RNA polymerase II CTD heptapeptide repeat kinase activity. Gene Ontology annotation, biological process: protein phosphorylation; transcription elongation by RNA polymerase II; positive regulation of transcription elongation by RNA polymerase II.